GGUGGAGCCGGCUGGAGUCCGAUGGUUGCGACCAGACGGUCUGAGGAAGUUAAACAAAUUCCUCAAACUGUCCGACAAGAACAGGAAGGUGACACAGGUGAAGGAGGUUCAGUCAUAUCCUGAUCAUCCAGACAGAUUUGAUUACUGGUAUCAGCUGCUGUGUACAGAUGGUCUGACUGGUCGCUGUUACUGGGAGGUCGAGUGGAGUGGAGGGAUCGAUAUAUCAGUGAGUUACAGAGGAAUUGAAAGGAAAGGCGACAGUAAAGACUGCGUGUUUGGAAGGAACGAUCAGUCCUGGAGACUGGAAUGCUACAGUGAUGGUCGCCCUCGUUCUGUGUGGCACAAUAACAGAAGCAUGUCUUCCUCCUACUCCUCCUCCACCUCUUCUGCCUCUAACAGAGUAGCCGUGUACGUGGACUGUCCUGCUGGCGUUCUGUCCUUCUACAGAGUCUCCUCUGACACUCUGAUUCACCUCCACACCUUUAACACCACAUUCACUGAACCUAUUUAUCCUGGAUUUGGUUUCAAUCCUAAUGCAUCAGUGUCUCUGUGUCCUGUUUAGUGUGAAGAAGCUCCUCCUGUUAGAGAAACAUCAACUGUUUUCUGUCUCAUUCACUCAGAAACGCUUCAUCAACUGUUCUAAACUAUUUCUUACAA
Neolamprologus brichardi is the source of this 657-nucleotide messenger RNA. NCBI's taxonomy places the organism in Eukaryota, Metazoa, Chordata, Actinopteri, Cichliformes, Cichlidae. The record is from RefSeq and is a predicted model, not a curated record.